This is a messenger RNA of Armigeres subalbatus, 1126 nucleotides long. Its product is annotated as transcription factor grauzone-like. The transcript has 2 exons. Gene Ontology annotation, biological process: regulation of transcription by RNA polymerase II. The coding region runs from base 145 to 1080 and encodes 311 amino acids. Gene Ontology annotation, molecular function: zinc ion binding; RNA polymerase II transcription regulatory region sequence-specific DNA binding; DNA-binding transcription factor activity, RNA polymerase II-specific. Gene Ontology annotation, cellular component: nucleus. NCBI's taxonomy places the organism in Eukaryota, Metazoa, Arthropoda, Insecta, Diptera, Culicidae. The record is from RefSeq and is a predicted model, not a curated record.
UAUAGGUAAAUAAAUACAAACAUAUCAUAGAAACACAAAAAAUCUCUUCAAUCUGGAAUAAAUUGUUCCAAAAGGUUUCGAAAGCAGAUUUUUUGGAAAUAUUAAUAUUAAAUUAAACAUUUGUUACAUCUUGAACGGAAUUCCAUGGCGAAUACUUGCAAUUUCUGUGCCUAUAAAGACCAACAUGUUGUGGAACUCACUGAAAGCCCAAUCGUGCACGAAAUAUCUAUUCUGGAUAUAGCAGCAAAACAUUUCUGGUUCACUAACAAUGAACUUAAAUCAUUUUACAUCUGUAACUCCUGUCGGAAUAAGCUGCUGGAAUUCCAUCAGUUCUAUAACCAAGUGGAAAAAAUAUACUCUGCUGAUCCUGAAGCUGACCAAAUCAAAUUGGAACCGAGUGCGAUUGAGACAGAUGCGAAUCAUACUGAGAUAGAUAUCACCAAUAUCAAAUUGGAAACGAACGAUAUCGAUGACGAACAAGUUAUCGAAACCGACGUUGGAAGCGAUGACCCCGAAGAAAACGACUGUCCUGAAAUGGACAAUAAGGAAGGUUUGGCGAAAGGGUUCUACCGUCGGGUUACCGAUGAGGAUAUUCGUCUCUUCUGCCAGCUAAAGUGCCAAAUCUGCUCAGAUGAAUUCGAUAGUUUUGCCUUCCUAAAACUUCACUCUCACAAAGUCCACAACCAGAAGAGCUUCGUGGACUGCUGUGGCAAUCGGUACAGUGAAAUUGCCCGCCUACAGGAGCACAUUCUUCUUCACAUCGAUCCGAGCAUUUUUCGCUGCAAAGUGUGUGACCUGGCAAUGAGUUCGCGGCGCAGUCUAUUACGGCACCGGGACCGUGUGCACCUAUCGGAAAACGUGAAGCCAUUCCAGUGCAAGAUGUGCCCCAAACGGUACGCCAAACAGUACCUGUUGAAUGUCCAUUUGAAGUACAAUCACCAACCAACAAACAGAAUCAAACGAAUCGUAGACCAUCAAUGCUUGCACUGUUCGAAGGAGUUCAAAUUUCAAAAGGCGCUUGCGAACCAUCUUCAAAAAGUGCACCAUGUGGAUCAAAAUCAGUUCAUUUGUGGUGAAUGAUUUAUGCUUUUAUAAAGUAAACGUUAUUAUUUGAAGUAACUGCAAA